GUUUUUUCUCGUGCUAUCUCUCUUACCUUCCUUAUCCCUAUCUCGCUCACCGUUCUGAAACCCUCCCCUUCCUCUUCUCCCUCUUCUCUCACAAUGGCUUCUUCAAUAGUAACCUCAACCUUGAGGCCUUUAUCCAUGUCAGAAUCCUCCUCUUCCACCCUCUUCUCCCACCCUUCUACCUACUCCUCCAAAACUCGCUGCUCCCUCCUCACCACACGCACUUUCUCCAGCUUCUCCCUCUCUCUCAAACCCAAAACCCAUCUAAAGAAAUCACCUUUCGUUACUUUAGUUGCCGAGACUUCUGAUUGGUCUCAGCAAGACGGUGAAGAAGAAGCAGAAGUAACCUCAUCGGUCGCCGUUGAGGAGAGCGACCCAGAACCGUCUUUUUCAGAAGAAGAAGGAGAUGUGAGUGAAGGUGGCGACUUUCAGGAGCCACCGGAAGAAGCAAAGCUCUUCGUUGGAAACUUGGCUUACGACGUUGACAGCCAAGCCUUGGCUAUGCUCUUUGAGCAAGCUGGUACUGUUGAAAUCGCUGAGGUUAUAUACAAUAGAGAAACCGACCAGAGUCGUGGGUUUGGUUUUGUGACAAUGAGUACUGUGGAAGAAGCUGAGACAGCUGUUGAGAAGUUCAACCGUUAUGAUUUGAACGGACGGCUUUUGACAGUGAACAAGGCAGCACCUAGAGGAUCACGUCCAGAACGCCAACCUCGGGUAUAUGAACCUGGAUUUAGAGUCUAUGUUGGGAACCUACCGUGGGAUGUGGACAACGGUCGUCUAGAACAAGUUUUCAGUGAGCAUGGCAAAGUUGUGGAUGCUAGAGUGGUUUAUGACCGUGAGACAGGUCGUUCACGUGGGUUUGGUUUUGUUACAAUGUCUAGUGAGACUGAACUCAAUGAUGCCAUCGCUGCUCUUGAUGGCCAGAACAUGGAGGGUAGAGCUAUCAGAGUGAAUGUAGCAGAGGAGCGUCCAAGGCGUGGCUUUUAAGGACUGAGAAGAUCUCUCUGUGCCCUCUGUCUCUUGUAUUUUGUUUAGACGAGAUUCUUACACUCUUUGGCGGUUUUUUUUGUUGUUGUCUGAACUCUUGAAUGCGAAGCUUCUUCUAAAGUAAUUUGUAUUAUUAUUCAACGUUCAGUGCCUUGUCAGUGUAGCAAUAAGGACCUUUA
Messenger RNA from Eruca vesicaria subsp. sativa (arugula), 1163 nucleotides. The record is from the annotation of a GenBank genome assembly. NCBI's taxonomy places the organism in Eukaryota, Viridiplantae, Streptophyta, Magnoliopsida, Brassicales, Brassicaceae.